Messenger RNA from Gorilla gorilla gorilla (western lowland gorilla), 8818 nucleotides. It is a transcript of the gene TRHDE, whose product is annotated as thyrotropin releasing hormone degrading enzyme. Bases 489 to 3704 code for a protein of 1071 amino acids. The transcript is spliced from 19 exons. Gene Ontology annotation, biological process: proteolysis; peptide catabolic process. Gene Ontology annotation, cellular component: cytoplasm; membrane. NCBI's taxonomy places the organism in Eukaryota, Metazoa, Chordata, Mammalia, Primates, Hominidae. Gene Ontology annotation, molecular function: metalloaminopeptidase activity; peptide binding; zinc ion binding. The record is from RefSeq and is a predicted model, not a curated record.
GCCGCCGCUGGAGUGGGGGGAGAAAGCGAAAGCCCUAACUUCCCUCUCUACACCCUCGUUCUUCCCACCGCUCCCGUCCUUCUCCCCAGCCGAGAACCGGUUGGAAGGCUCCCACGGAAAGCGAGGCGAGAGCGCGGCGCAGAGGAGGGAGAGCCGGGAGCCGCAGGCGCGCAGGGGCGGGGGCAGCAUGUGCCCCGGCGCCGGGUGCUCGCCCGAGAAGUAGCGCGCGCUGGGCAAGCAAGACGCUUUCCAAGUUGGGCGAGUCCCAGAGCUCACAGCCCGGAGUCCAGAGUGAGGCGGGGCUGAUGGGGGUCGCGGAAGCUGCCGUCGCUUGUGGCCAGAACCCGUCUUAAAAAAACCCGGGCCAGCAUCCCCAGUCGCACGCCCUCGGCCCGCGUGCGCUCUCCGAUGCCUGCUCUGGCUGUGGCCCGGGUGGCCCGCCCGCGGGGGGUGCCGGAGGGGGCGGGGGAGGAGGAGGAGGCGGUGUGAUGGCCCUGGACGGCGAGCUGGGGGAGCAAGAGGAGGAGAAGAAAAAGAAGAAGAAAAAGAAGAGGAAGAAGAAGAAGGAGAAAGAGGAGGAGGAGGAGGAGGAGGGGGCCGAGAAGAGCAGCUCACCCUUCGCAGCCGCGAUGGGGGAAGACGACGCCGCGCUUCGGGCUGGCGGCAGGGGGCUCUCCGACCCGUGGGCAGACUCAGUGGGAGUGCGACCCCGCACCACGGAGCGCCACAUCGCGGUACACAAGCGGCUUGUGCUGGCCUUCGCCGUGUCCCUCGUGGCAUUGCUCGCGGUCACAAUGCUCGCCGUGCUGCUCAGCCUGCGCUUCGACGAGUGCGGGGCGAGUGCCACGCCAGGCGCCGACGGUGGCCCCUCAGGCUUUCCGGAGCGCAGCGGCAACGGGAGCCUCCCUGGAUCGGCCCGGCGCAACCACCACGCAGGCGGGGACUCCUGGCAGCCCGAGGCGGGUGGCGUGGCCAGUCCGGGGACCCCGUCGGCCCAGCCGCCGUCGGAGGAGGAGCGGGAGCCGUGGGAGCCGUGGACGCAGCUGCGCCUGUCGGGCCACCUGAAGCCGCUGCACUACAAUCUGAUGCUCACCGCCUUCAUGGAGAACUUCACCUUCUCCGGGGAGGUCAACGUGGAGAUCGCGUGCCGGAACGCCACCCGCUACGUAGUGCUGCACGCUUCCCGAGUGGCGGUGGAGAAAGUGCAGCUGGCCGAGGACCGGGCGUUCGGGGCUGUCCCUGUGGCCGGUUUUUUCCUCUACCCGCAAACCCAGGUCUUAGUGGUGGUGCUGAAUAGGACACUGGACGCGCAGAGGAAUUACAAUCUGAAGAUUAUCUACAACGCGCUCAUCGAGAAUGAGCUCCUGGGCUUCUUCCGCAGCUCCUAUGUGCUCCACGGGGAGAGAAGAUUCCUUGGUGUUACUCAGUUUUCGCCUACACAUGCCAGAAAGGCAUUUCCUUGUUUUGAUGAGCCAAUCUACAAGGCUACUUUCAAAAUCAGCAUCAAGCAUCAAGCAACCUAUUUAUCUUUAUCUAAUAUGCCAGUGGAAACUUCUGUGUUUGAGGAAGAUGGAUGGGUUACGGAUCACUUUUCACAGACCCCUCUCAUGUCCACAUAUUAUUUAGCCUGGGCAAUUUGCAACUUCACAUACAGAGAAACUACCACCAAGAGUGGGGUUGUAGUACGAUUAUAUGCAAGACCUGAUGCUAUCAGAAGAGGAUCCGGGGACUAUGCUCUCCAUAUAACAAAGAGAUUAAUAGAAUUUUAUGAAGACUACUUUAAAGUGCCCUAUUCCUUGCCAAAACUAGAUCUUUUAGCUGUGCCUAAGCAUCCGUAUGCUGCUAUGGAGAACUGGGGACUAAGUAUUUUUGUGGAACAAAGAAUACUGCUGGAUCCCAGUGUUUCAUCUAUUUCUUAUUUGCUGGAUGUCACCAUGGUCAUUGUUCAUGAGAUAUGUCACCAGUGGUUUGGUGACCUUGUGACGCCUGUGUGGUGGGAAGACGUGUGGCUGAAGGAAGGGUUUGCUCACUACUUUGAAUUUGUUGGUACAGACUACCUCUAUCCUGGCUGGAACAUGGAAAAGCAGAGGUUUCUGACCGAUGUUCUGCAUGAAGUGAUGCUGCUGGACGGUUUGGCCAGUUCCCAUCCAGUAUCACAGGAAGUGCUGCAGGCAACAGAUAUUGACAGGGUGUUUGACUGGAUCGCAUAUAAAAAGGGUGCUGCUUUAAUAAGAAUGCUGGCUAAUUUUAUGGGCCAUUCAGUUUUCCAGAGGGGUUUGCAAGAUUAUUUAACCAUUCAUAAGUAUGGCAAUGCAGCCAGAAAUGAUCUCUGGAAUACAUUAUCGGAGGCUUUAAAAAGAAAUGGGAAAUAUGUAAAUAUACAAGAAGUAAUGGAUCAGUGGACACUCCAGAUGGGUUAUCCUGUUAUCACCAUCUUGGGAAACACAACAGCAGAAAAUAGAAUAAUAAUUACCCAACAACAUUUUAUCUAUGAUAUCAGUGCUAAAACUAAAGCACUUAAACUUCAAAAUAACAGUUACCUGUGGCAGAUUCCAUUAACUAUUGUGGUAGGAAAUAGAAGCCAUGUGUCUUCAGAAGCAAUUAUUUGGGUGUCUAACAAAUCAGAGCACCACAGAAUAACUUAUUUGGACAAAGGAAGCUGGCUGCUGGGGAACAUCAAUCAAACUGGCUAUUUUAGAGUCAACUAUGACCUAAGGAACUGGAGAUUAUUAAUUGACCAAUUAAUCCGGAAUCAUGAGGUUCUUUCUGUCAGUAACCGAGCGGGCUUGAUCGAUGAUGCCUUCAGCCUAGCCAGGGCUGGCUAUUUGCCUCAGAAUAUUCCUCUGGAGAUUAUCAGAUACCUGUCUGAGGAGAAGGAUUUUCUUCCUUGGCAUGCUGCCAGCCGAGCUCUUUAUCCUCUAGAUAAAUUACUGGACCGCAUGGAAAACUACAACAUUUUCAAUGAAUAUAUUUUAAAGCAAGUUGCAACAACGUAUAUCAAGCUUGGGUGGCCGAAAAAUAAUUUUAAUGGAUCUCUUGUUCAAGCAUCCUACCAACAUGAAGAACUACGUAGAGAAGUUAUAAUGCUGGCCUGCAGUUUUGGCAACAAGCACUGUCACCAACAGGCAUCAACACUUAUUUCAGAUUGGAUUUCCAGCAACAGGAACAGAAUACCACUAAAUGUUAGAGACAUCGUAUACUGUACAGGAGUGUCACUACUGGAUGAGGAUGUCUGGGAAUUCAUAUGGAUGAAAUUCCAUUCCACCACAGCAGUUUCUGAGAAGAAAAUAUUAUUGGAAGCCUUAACUUGCAGUGAUGACAGGAAUUUAUUAAACAGGCUUCUAAAUCUGUCACUGAAUUCUGAGGUGGUGCUGGAUCAAGAUGCAAUUGAUGUCAUAAUCCAUGUAGCUCGAAAUCCACAUGGUCGAGACCUUGCCUGGAAGUUUUUCAGGGAUAAAUGGAAGAUAUUAAAUACCAGGUAUGGAGAAGCAUUGUUUAUGAAUUCCAAACUCAUCAGUGGUGUCACAGAAUUUCUUAAUACUGAAGGUGAACUCAAAGAGCUCAAGAACUUCAUGAAAAACUAUGAUGGGGUAGCUGCUGCUUCUUUCUCACGAGCUGUGGAAACUGUUGAAGCCAAUGUGCGCUGGAAAAUGCUUUACCAAGAUGAGCUUUUCCAAUGGUUAGGAAAAGCUCUAAGACACUAAUAUAUGUAUCUUAUAAACAAACAGUUCAACUCAGAAGUUUAUGAGAAGACACGCUUUUUGUGGAAUGAGGAAAAUGUACUACAUAGAAAAUGGCCAGAUUUUCAGUGUUAACGUGUGGGAGGAAUUUUUUUUUAGUUUUUAUUUUUUGGUUUUGGGGGAUAUUUUUUAUUUGUUUCAUUCAUUCUGUUCUGUUUCUCUACUGGGUGUUCCUCUCUAAAGAAACUCUUGCAAAUGAAACUAGCCAUGAUUGCUUCAGCUGUACAUUCCUUGCUGUACAGGACCAAAUAUGAUAGUGAUGCAUGUCGAUGUUAGUCAAUUUGGAAAAACAUAUUCAGAAUAUCUGUGCAUGGAUAUAUGGUCCUGCCUGUGUUCCAGCAUGCUUAUUUCAAACGUCCAGUGUUGUGUGUGAAUAUGUGUUACACCUAGGAUGGGCAUUAUGCAAAAGCACAAAGAUUAUAUAUGACAAUCAGUGUUGCAAUGAAAGAAACACUAAAAACAGAAACGAUAUUCUCAAUUUUGGGCAAUGUGAGAGGUAAAAUAGCCCUUGACAUGAUGAACAUCACUUAUUUCAGCACUUGGAUUGUCUGGCAAUGAUUACUGUGUUGCUAACUCAUUUUCUUUGAGUUAAAGCUGUGUAUACAUUUUAAAAGGCAUAUAGAUAGUGUAUGCAUAUGUAUAUGUACAUAGGGAAGCCCCAUAUGUAUAUAGUAUGUUGUACACUGCACAUGUACAAAGAAUGUCUUCAGAUAAAAGAAAAUUUAUCUCUUUUUAUAAACUUAAGGACAGUUGCAAAAGGCUUCAAGGAAUUUAUCUCAACAUUAUUCUUUCUAUGUCCUAACUAAAUUUCUCAACUGUUAUGAAUUUUUCAUCUACUUCUUGAACAGUGGUCUAUUCUGCUACAUGAAGAUGAAUACAAACAAAAUUUUUGUAUAAACUACUAUUCCAGUUCUCCUGUGUCAGUCUUGCCUAUAGAUUUUGCCAUCGUUUUCUGUCAAAGUUCCUUUUGCAUGAAACAAUUAUGCAAACUUAUAAUUCUUAGUGCUGAAAAAGAGUUUAUUUUCCAUCUUGUUUGUUUUCCUACCUUAUGCUGAGUAGUCCAGAGAGUUAAAAAAAUUCUCUGCAUGUUGGUCUUUUAAGUCUGUUUUGCUCUAAUCCUCCAUUAAGCGAGCAUACCUCAAGUGGGUCUAUUAGCAUUUAAUGACCUUUUAUGCCAGUUGUGCCAUCCCUUAAGAUGAAAAGUUCCUUUUCUUGUGUUAAUGUACAAAGCUUUUCUUUUGGCACUGACAACUGUGUUCUACCUGGGAAUUUUGAAUAGCCAUUUUCAUGGCUGUGUGUUGUGUAACACAAAUGUUUUUAAAUGGUAUUCUCACCCAGUAGGCCAGCUCUCCAAACGUUGCUUAGAUGCUUCAAAAUUAGCAUAUUUUAAGUUUACCAGUAUAAAAUACCAAUGCAACUACUCUACAUAGCCAAAUGUUUGUAAAUCACGUCUUAUUUUCCUGAGGUUUUUCACUCCACCAGAUCUUACAAAUCAUUGAAAGAAAUAUAUUCUAACAGUAUGCACUGAAUAGUGAAAAUAAAUAAUUAGACAUUUUAGGAACCAGAGCCAUAGAAUUAUUUUAAAUUAGUAGAAAAGAGGAGCUAUUUCCGAAUCUAUAGAAUAAAGUACCACCUAAAACUGAAUUUUAUCAUAUAAGCAAGUAAUACCUAUUAGUCAUACCUAAAUUUUUCAGCACUUCAUUCAAUUAAAAUACAUGAAUUUUAAAUAUUUUACAUGAUGUGAAUAGGCAUGAUAAUACUUUUAGUAUAAAAUCUAAACUUUUUCCAUUUAUCAGAAAUGAUAAAAUCCAGUUACUACAUAUCACGUUUAUAAAAUCCUUAAUUAAAUGAGUAACUUCUAAAAUAUAACAAUAAUAAACAUCACACUGCGAUAGAGGUCCCAAAUAUGUGCUCUAUCACCACUGAAUUCAUGUAAUAGAUAAGAAAAAAAUUAGAGGUGUCUUGUUUUGUGUCAGGAAUUACUAAAAUCUCUUAGUAGUUGUGGUAUAUUUUUGAGUAAAAUUACCAUUUCCAGAUUUGAGUUUGAAGGGCUUUUAUAGUUGUAUUUUCCUCCUCACUGUUAAUAAUCAUAAUCCUUUUUCAGUAUUUUAGUGGCCUUGAACAACUGGUUUAUCUACAAUCUCAAAUCCUAAGUGUAUAAUUAUGUGCAAUGUUCAAUACCUCAUAUAAUACUUGCUCAACAGUAUAGUGGUACCAAUGGCAUUAAGAUGGUGUUUUUGUUCUACAUAUCUUUCAAUAAUUUAUUCUUUCUAAUGUUGAAAUUAUAUCAGGCUUUACCGGUUUUUUUAGUUGUUUAAAUAAGUAAUAUUUUCAAAAGAAUAAAAUAACCAAUGAUAUCUCUUGGAAUAAUCUGUAAAACGUAGUUAUAAAAUUCUAUUUUCUACUUAGAGUUUUUAUCUUUUCUUUUUUGUCGGCUUUACAAAUUAUAUGUAUGCAUGAAAUAACUAACUGUUGAAAGUGUCCGACCUCCAGCCAUAGCAAUUUGCUGUGCCAAUAUGUGUACAAAAAAGUAGUUUCAAUUAGAAAGGACAACAUUAUUUAUCACAUUGAGUAUUAAACAUUUCCAGGUAACUUGUAAAUAAAAAGAUUUCCCCAUUUUUACACAUUUUUUCUUAAAAUUUUUCUAUAAUCUUUGAAGUUUCUAAAAUACACAAUCUCAACCUCUGAGACUAACAUCUACAAUACUAGGUCUAUUCUUGAGUUUCAAUAACGUGUAUUUUAGUUGGGUCAUAAACUUGCAUUAUUUUAUAUUAUCUCCAGGACAAUUAUGUCAUAGGACUAAGAUUUUUGUGAUAGUAUUAUUUACAAAUAUUAUAAGUAUAAUAUCUUGUGAGGCUAUUAUUAAGGUCAUGCCAUGUAUUGAUAAAAUGCAUUGCUUUCUCAAAGAACUGUUACACAUUUUGUUUUAUUUGACUCAUCACAAAAACAUAAUAAAUGUUGUGAGCCCUAAUAUUCUGAUGAGAAAACUGGGGCUCAGGUAGCAACAUGAGCUAUUUAAAACUACAAAAUAGGGCUGGGCACAGUGGCUCAUGCCUGUAAUCCCAGCACUCUGGGAGGUUGAGGGUGGGAGGAUCACUUGAGCCCAGGGGUUUGAGACCAGUCUGGGAAACAUAUUGAGGCCCCAUUUCUAUAAAAAUAAAAAUGAAAACUUUUAGCCAGGCAUGGUGGUGUGCACCUGUUGUCCCAGCUACUGGGGAGGCUGAGGUGGGAGAAUUAUUUAAGUCCAAAAGUUCAGUGCUCUAGUGAGCUAUGAUCACUGUACUCCAGCCUGGGUGACAGAGUGAGAUCCUGUCUCUAAAAAAAUAAAAUAAAAUCACAAUGUUGUUAUUUUGGGAACCAAUAUAAUAACCUAAGUCUAUCACAACAUCAUUCCCCAACUAAAAUAUAAAUAUAUGUUGAAAAUAUCUCUAUCGAUUGCAUUAAUUGGAGAUUUUCCAAAUACUAGACCAGCAUCAAAAUACACAGUUAAAUAUAUUUGCAGUAAUUCCAUUGUUUGUUAACUUUUGCAUUUCUAAUUUGCAGGAUGUUAAACAACUGGAUGAAAUGUUAUGAUUUAAUUUGGUCAGUAUAAAUAAUCAAAUAUUGGGACAAAGAAUUUAAUUCAUUUAGUUUAUUAAUUAUAUUUCCUGUCUGUAUCUUUUAUUGAACAUUGUUUAAACAUAACCUUAAAGUACUGAUAAUUUGCUUAAUUUUCAACACAAAUUUAUCUGACAAAUUCUGUCUAUAGUAACAGAUGGUCAGAAUGCAGAUAAAUUGUGUGCAUCUCAAUCAGUAAAAAUAAUAUUCGGUAAAAUGUCUAUAAAUCUGUGCAGACUAAGUUGUGAAAAACAAUGCAAUUUUAGUACUGCUGGAUUAGAUGCAGUAAAGGAAUCCCUAAGGAAGUUUACAAUAAUACAUUUAAUUAAAAUCUACUGGCAAUUAGAAUUUUAAGGAAUUCUUUUCUAAGAAGUUGGAGAACCUAAAAUAGCUUGCUUAUUCGCCUGGGUACUCUCAUGAAGCAACCAUGUACACCUAAUAAAGAAAUAGUAAAAGCACAUAUAAUGAAAAAUAAUUAAGAUUUCUUCCACCUGAUUUUUUCAUUAUCAGAGAUAAUUAUCAGAGAUAAUUUUUCAUUGUCAGAGAUCAUAGCUGAAUUAUCAUUUGACAAUACAUAAUAUAUAGUAUAGAUACAAUAUAUAACUAUACUUAAAGAAAUAUUUAUUGAGCAUCUUUUAUUUCACAAGGCACUUAGUGAGGGAAAGGAAUACAGAGAUGAAUAUGGCCUGAAGGAAUGAACUCAUAUCACAAUAAAUGAAAAAGAAAAAGAAAUAAUGAACCAAGGGAAUGAAGGCAACAGGAAAAAUAAUUCCUUGCUACAGAGGGGAAGUCAAUCAUUUUUAGGUAUACAUAAUAUUAUACAACUAUUUUUGUACACUAGUUCUCAAAACGUUUAUGAUACCUAGUAUAAUUUUUAUUGUUUGAUUUCCUAGUGCUUAAUUGUGUUUUACAGAAAUAUGUUACAUUUUGAAAUUAUAAUAAAAUAAUAGAGUUUAAACUCUAAUAAUUGGAAUAUAAAUUGGGAUGGAAUUUAUCCUUAAGAAAAGCUGUUUGAACAAUUUAGUAGUAUUAGUAAGUUGCAGGAAUACUUUAAUCUACUUUUGAAAAAGUAGUUCAAGUUUUCUAAAAUGGUUUCAGCAUACUAUCGGUAUCUCACAAUGUGUUAAUUUUAAGUUAAUUAUAUAUUCUUUAAAGCAGAUUAAAUAAUACUUGUCCUAAGCAUAAUUUAUUUGUUGAAAUUAGUAUAUGUGAACUUAUGAAAAAAUGUUCUUGUAAAUUAUUCUAGAAUCCCAAAUUUUAAUUAUAUAAGAACAACCUUUUGUUCAAUUGCUUUGAACUAAUGAUGAAGUUUUUUAAAAUAUUAAGUAUUUUAUUUAAUGUGAUAUAGAUCCAGGAAAAGUCUAACAAAAAUGUACUUCAGUAGUUUUAUUUUUAUUUUGUGAAAUUUUAUUUUAAAGUUUAGGUAAGGAAAGUUUUUAAACUGUCUUAAAUAUUUAAUAAAAGCAGUUGUUAAAAAUGUA